This is a messenger RNA of Acinonyx jubatus (cheetah), 27294 nucleotides long. RefSeq names its product HYDIN axonemal central pair apparatus protein (gene HYDIN). The record is from RefSeq and is a predicted model, not a curated record. The transcript is spliced from 86 exons. Gene Ontology annotation, cellular component: axoneme. Gene Ontology annotation, biological process: cilium movement; axonemal central apparatus assembly. Bases 11853 to 27188 code for a protein of 5111 amino acids. Lineage: Eukaryota; Metazoa; Chordata; Mammalia; Carnivora; Felidae.
CAAGCCCAGUGAUUAACUUUAUGACUAUUAGUCUAAAUUCUUGUUGCGUUAUAUUGCUUAAAUCAUUUUUGAUCAAUUUGUUAGCUUUCGCUACUUCCUGGAGUUUCUUUUGAGGAGAGUUCUUCUGUUUCGUCAUUUUGGGAAGUCCCUGGGGUGGCGUGGAACUGCAGGGCCCUUCCCCUGUGCUGUCUGGAGUAACUUGUGUUGGUGGGCGUGGCCACAGUCUGACCAGAUGUCUGUCCCCAGCCCACUCUUGGGGCCAGAGUCAGACUGGUGUGUACCUUAUCUUCCCCUCUCCCAGGGGCAGGACUCACUGUGGAGUGUUGUGGCCCCUGUCUGGGCUACUUGCACACUGCCAGGCUUGUGGUGCUGCUUCGAUGGGAUUGGCAUAUUAGCUGGGGUGGAUCCUCAAGGUGUGCAGGGCAGGAAAGGCAGACUCAGCUUGCUUUGCCUUCGGUGGUCUGCUUCGGGAGGGGCCUGUGGCACCGAGAGGGAGGCAGACCCGUCGGAGGGAUGGAUCCACAGAAGCACAGCAUUGGGUGUUUGAACGGCGCAAGCAAGUUCGGUCCCGGGAACUGGUUCCCUUUGGGAUUUUGGCUGGGGGAUGGGAGAGGGAGAUGGUGGUGACCAGCGCCUUUGUUCCCCACCAAGCUGAGCUCUGUCUUCCGGGGCUCAACAUCUCUCCCUCCAGGUGUCCUCUCGUCCUCCCCCUCUCUGAGCAGAGCUGUUGACUUUUUACAUUCCAGAUGUUAAGUCACGCUGGCUGUCAGAACUCACGCAGUCAGGCCCCUCCACUUUUGUAAGCCAGACUCGGGGGGCUAUUCCUUGCCAGGUGGCUGCCCCUCCACCGCCCGGGCUCCCUCCUGCCAGUCCAUGUAGUGCGCACCGCCUCUUCCCCCUUCCUACCCUCUUCCCUGGGCCUCUCGUCUACGCUUGGCUCCGGAGAGUAUGUUCUGCUAGUCUUCUGCUAGUCUUCUGGGUUAUUUGGCAGAUAUGGGUGGAAUCUAAGUGAUCAGUAGGACGAGGUGAGCCUAGCGUCCUCCUACACCGCCAUAUUCUCCGUGACUGAAUAUUUAUUUAUUUUUGAGAGAGAGAGAGGGCACGAGCAGGGAAGGGGAAGAGAGAGAGGGAGACACAUAAUUUGAAGCAGACUCCAGGCUCUGAGCUUGUCAGUACAGAGCCCGAUGCGGAGCUCGAACUCAUGGACCGUGAGAUCAUGACCUGAGCUCAAGUCGGACACUUAACCAACUGAGCCAUCCAGGUGCUCCUAUUCUGUGAGAUUUCAUCAAAAAGGGGGGAAAAGUGUAGUGCAUCUGUAAUUGUAGACACUACUUUAUCAAGUAUUUGCCUAGCAGAAGACUCUUUUGAUUUUGCCUGAGUAUUGACAAGAAUGAAAGCCUCUGCUUAAAACUGUGUAUGCCUGAUGAUUGGCAGAAUUUUUCACAGAUGAGGUCUGGGUCCCUCCCUUUUAAACUAUAGGUCUUCUCUACCACAUGCUUUUGGUUCCAUAUCACAGUUUCAUAUCAUGAAUCAAUCCUUGAUCCUGGGUCCUCACUUACACUACUGUUUAAAUUAUGACUCAUGGCUGCCAGACACAACAAGUGUCUGGUGUCUCCUCAUGACAAGUGUUUCUUUCUGGGUCUCCUCUUGACAGUUAAUCACUGGCAGUGCAAUCCUGUUGGCAGUUCUUGGAUUUGCAUUUUUAGGAAGUCCAAAACAGAAUAAAGUCUGCUUUUAAAUUCUCUUCCGACCCAGACAUAGUCUGUAUUGACUAAUCAUCAGGACAUGAGGCAAGAUAUAUUUCCCCCCUACAAGCAAGACAGUGGGUAAUUAAACAUGGUGCUGACAGUUUUUAUUCCUAGGCCUUUUAUAAUUAGUCUUUUAAUUGUUGAGCUGAGCCCGAUGUUCUAGCAAGAGAGAUCCAGUUCCUCAAAUUGAAUAAAUAGAAAUCACUCAUAGGAAAGGGUCAGGCCGAGAAGAUGGAGUGUGCACAGGACUAGAUGAGGACACAGGUGACAUCAUCUUGAUUAAGGCCCAGACUUAGGUCAGACAGACCUAAUUACUGCCACUGACUGCCUGUGGGAUUUUUGAGCAAGUCACUUGUGCUUUCUGAGCCUCAGUUCCUCUUUUGUGAAAGGAAGGGAAUAACCCUAUGGGGUUGUGAGGAUUCGUGUGUGUAGAGCACUCUGUACAGAAGCACAGUGUAAGAACUUCAGAAAUGUUAGGUAUCAUUUCUUCUAAUGUUUCUCUCUUCUAGGUCUGUCUAGAUAUGUAGCUAUCUGAUAUCUUUGGUUGUUUAAGCUUUUUUCCAGAAUCCAGACUCUUCAGCUGUUUUUCAAAACCAACUUUUUUUGACAAGAGGGUUCAGAGCUUAGUCAUUUUCUGCCUGCAGUGUCUCAAAGCAGCAGUUUGCAAAUAAUAAUCCCUCCCAUUCAUUUCACAAUCUACUAUUUACAGGGCUCCUGGGUGGCUCGGUCAGUUAAGCAUCUGACUUCAGAUCAGGUCAUGACCUCGCAGUUUGUGAGUUGGAGCCCCCGUCGGGCUUGUUGCUGUCAGUGCAGAGCCCACUUUGCAUCCUCUGUCCGCCUCUCUCUCUGCCCACCCCCCACUCACAUAUGCUCUAUCUCUCUCUGAAAAAAUAAAUAAACCUUAAAAAAAACAGUCUACUAUUUACAAAGUGUUUUUCUUUUUUUAUUAAUUUUUUUUUAACGUUUACUCAUUUUUGAGACAGAGAGAGACAGAGCAUGAAUGGGGGAAGGUCAGAGAGAGAGGGAGACACAGAAUCUGAAACAGGCUCCAGGCUCUGAGCUGUCAGCACAGAGCCCGACGCGGGGCUCAAACUCAUGGACCGUGACAUCAUGACCUGAGCCGAAGUCGGACGCCCAACCGACUGAGCCACCCAGGCGCCCCAUGUGUUUUUCUAUACUGUAUGAGUCAGUCUUCAAAAUGACCCUCUCUCUAAUGGCAGUGUCACUGAGUUCACCAUGCUCCACCCUUCUCUGGCCUCUCACCAGGCUGGUGAGAAUAUCAUGUUAGCAGCUCCUCCCUUUAGAUGUUGGUUGCCCCUGCUUGUCAUUCACAUCUCACCACGGGGGUCACCUUUUCAGAGGGGCCUCUGGCUCAUCCCCUCAGACAUUCUCCACCAUAGCAUCCUAUUUUAUUAUUUCAUAGCACUUUGCACGUCUGCUAUUUUACUUAUUUUUUGUCCAAAUUUUCAUGCUAGAUCAUAGGCUUUGUGAAAGCAGAAAUGUUUUCUUCUGUUUCCAUAGGGUGUGUAUUCUCAAUAGGGGUGAUAUCCCAAGGGGCAAAAACUGGUUCUAGAGGGGGCAAAAUAAUCUCACCUUUUAAUGUAUAGAACACAGAUUUAUAUACAGUGCAUAGACUGCUAUACCUUGUAUACAGGAUUUUAAAAUUUGGGAGCCAUAAUUAGAACAAAAGUCUAAAAAGUCUCCUUAGGGGAGCAACAAUGAAAGAAAAAAGGUUGAGAACACUGUUUUACAGUAUAGAACACUGCUGAGCACAGAGUAGCCUCAUAAAUAAUAUUUUUUGAAUGACUGAAUUGCAUCUUUUAGAAGCUGCAGAAACAUGUUCAGAGAGGUGAAAUAGCUACAGCCUCGGGGCAAAAAGGGGUACAUGGGAGAACUGAAUAUCCAACCUGGGUUUCCCGGGUCUUGUGCUUUUUCUUUCCAAGCCUCCUGUUAAAUGCACAAUAUAUACUUUUUGAGUUGGCUUGAACGUAUUGGACAUUUCCACAAGAGGAAGCAAAAUGAGCCUAUAAUUUGUAAGUGACACAAUAAAUGAUCUCAGACAUUCUAUUCAGAAGAGUCCAGCUAGUCUUCUCUGGGGGCAUUACUGAUGCGUUCUGUGUGGCUCAUCUUUGAAAUGGGAGUCAAUACCCACCUCCUGCUCUUGGUAAAAUAUGAGUAAAAAGAUGGGCAAUAUUUUUUAGUGUCUUAGCAAUUGCUUCACAGCAUCUGUAGGCCAAAAGAAAUAGCCAACAAUUCCAUUUAUUAAGUAAUCAGGUCCGGAUAGCUUAAUAAGCACAUGCAUCCUAAUGAGGUACUACUGCCUGUUGAUCACUGCACACUUUCUCAGGCCUAGAAACAUAUCAGACACCAUCGUCCUCAUUUCCUGUUCCACAUCGAUUUCCAAGUGGUGCUUGUUUUCAUCACAGCAGUUAUUGAAAACCCAGCUUUGAAAUGAUUUGGUCAUUGGAAACAGUAUAAUAAUCUCGUGUUGAAACUGUGGACUGUCUCAAGCUUGUAGUUUCCGACAGAGAUCACUGUGAUUCCUGUGAAAAUUUAAAACAUCCGGUUGUCUGCAAAUUCACUGUGGUAUCCUGAGGUGCCUUGGCACAGUCUGAGAACUGUGGCACUAGACCAAGGCAAGGCAUGAUGCUGGCUUGAGGUAGAUUCGUGGCAGGAGAGUUGGAAAGGAGUAUAGGAGUGAAAAGUUGUGUAGAAGUGAAAAAUUGAAGACAGGGAAAACUGGUACAAAAAUGAUGAGUGAGGGGUGCCUGGCUGGUAGAGCAUCCAACUCUUGAUCUCAGGGUUGUGAGUUCAAGCCCCACAUUGGGUGUAGAGAUUACUUAAAGAAAACAAAAUAAAACACAAAAAUGAUGAAUGAACAGGAUGUGGGGAGGGGGGAAAGAUGUUUAGAAAAUCAAAUUGGGGGCCUGGAUGAUUGGAGAACUCCCAUGUCAUAGAUGGCUUUUGGGGACUCGGACUCUCAUUUUCUUGGUAACAACAACCAUCCUCCAUACGGGAGUGGCCCAGCCCCCAUCUAUCCAGUAUGGCUAAUCUCUGGCAGGUGAUUGAAUUAGAGGAAUAUGUUGCACUUGUGUCAGCCUAAGCCAGUCGGAUUUGCUCUUCCAAGAAUUUGGAAUUGAAACUUAGUGUGUUCCUUUUUCUAUGACUGCAGGAACAAACAUGGCUUCAAACAACAGAAAUUUAUUCUUUCGCAAUUCUCGAGGCCAGAAAUCGAGGCAUAGUCAGGCCUGCACUCAUUUUGGAGGUUCUGGGGAGAAUCCUUCCUUGCCUCUUCCAGAUUCUGGUGGCUGGUGGUGGUCUUAGGCUUCCUUGGCCAUACCGCUCUAAUCUCUGCCUCUUACAUGUCUGUGACUUCUCCCAUUCUGCCUUUUACAAGGUCAGUGGAUUUAGGGGUCACCUGGGUAAUUUGGAAUAAUCUCUCUCAAGACCCUUAACUUAAUUACAUGUGCAAAGACCUUUUUUUCCAAAUAAGGUAACAUUCAUAGGGUGUGGGUAUUAGGAUGUGGACAUACCUUUUUCAAAGCCAACAUGUAACCCACCACACUUGGAGACUUAGAGAUGUUUGUGCACUGAGAGGAUAGGUAUGUAGGGCACUGGGAUGACUCUUUGGGUAGAGAAUAGAGAGAGGUCUAAGGUGAAGGAAAAAAGAAUGACAUAGGUAUAUCUAUGGAGAAGUAGGGACAUUUGGCUCAGGGAGUGAUAGGAAGACAGAGGGAUCAGCCCUGCUUUUGUUUUGCUAAAUUUUCUACUUCUUGAUUCCUGUCCCCCAGAAAGCCCAGCUGCCCUUAGGUUCUAUGAUUUAGUUGAAUUCUUCAAUAAAUUGUCCUAUUUGCUUAGGUUAGUUGGAGUGGGUUUCUUUGAUUUUCAACCUAGAGCCUUGAAGGCAAAAUAGCAUAAGGGUAGGGAGAUGGGUCUCAAUUUUGGCAAAGCUUCAGUGUUCUUCAGGCUGUGAUUUAUGCUACCCAAACAUCAACAGAAAAUUUUGGCAGUGGCUACUUACAAAAUGAAGCUGAUUAGAAUUUGUUUUUCAUGUAAAACAGGAAAAAUGUGGUUCAUUUACCCCACUGUCUAUAUGUGAGGAAUUAAAUUUUUUUUUCUUACAAGACUCCCAUUCUACACACACCUCAGAGCACUUGAGAGAACUGUAUUUCAUUUUGAGCUACCAUGAAGCAGGGCAUUCUGGGAUUUGUCCUACAUGGGCAGGAUACAGAGGGACUAGAAAUCAUGCCAUGUGAGAAACUGUUGAAGACACUCAAGUGGUUUAAUCUGAAAAAUGGAGGACUUGGAAAACCAUGAUGGAUGGUUUUUAAACUGGAAGGACUGUCACAUAAAAGAGAAAUAUGAGUCACAUUCUGGGCUAUUUCAGGAACAAGUUUUCACAAAUUUUAGCUGCUCAAAAAUGGGGCAUCCUAAUGCUUGAUCUUAGGUUUGAGAAGAUAUGAGAAGUAAGCAUCCUAAACAAACAAAACAAACAAACAAACAAAGACAGCCCCUUGAGGACAGGGACUGCAUCUUAUUCACUGAGUAUACUCUAAGCUCAGUGCUUAGUGGGUUCUCAGUCAAAGGUUGGUAAAGGGAAGAACAAAGAACAAGAAUUUAACCAGAAACUAGGUAUCUUAGUUCGUUUGGAUUACUGUGACAAAAAUACAAUAGACUGGAUGGGUUAAAGAAUAGAAAUUUAUUUCUUACAGUUCUGGAAGCUGGGAAGUCUAAGAUCAAGGUGUUGGCAGAUUCAGUAUCUGGUGAGAGCCCACUUCCUGGUUCAUAGCUGCUGUCUUUUUGCUGUAAACUUACAUGGUGGACAGCCUCUAGGGAGCUCUCUGAGGUCUAUUUUAUAAGGGCAUUAAUCCCGUUCAUGAGGGCUCCACCCUCCUAAUCUAAUCACACCCAAAGGCCCCACUUCUUAAAACCAUCACAUUGGGGGGUAGUGAAUUCUGAAUUUUGAAUAAUGACACCAACAUUCAGUUUUGAGCACUGGGCAACUAUUUGGAGGUGAUGUCAGAGAGAAAACUGGACUGAAGAAUGGUGACAGUAUUAAUAAGAGUCAUAGCUUUCCUUCAUCAAGCCCUUGGUUUGUGUUAUUAUCUUAUUUAAUCUUCAGGGAUCCUACGUGGUAGUUGCCCCUAUUUUACAGAUGUGGUAACUUAACUACAGAGUGGUUAAGUAGUGAACUCCACAUAGAGAUUAAGUUUAGAACUAGAGUCAUCUUAUAAUAGUAAGAAAAAUCAUUGCUCAUGUGUUGAACAACUGCUAUGUUCUAAAAGUUUUAUACACAGUGAUCUCUAAGGCUCUUUAUAAUGGUGAGCCCAUGAUUUCUGGGUAUCUGCCCCCUAAGUUCUUGACCAUGACCCUCCUCUGCCUGGGUCUCAUGGACCAGGAUUGCUGAGGUAGGCUGGGUGGCUUGAGGCCCCCAGGGCAAUUGGCCUACUUAACUAACCACUCUGAAGUCUAAAGAAGGCUCAGUCUUGACUGCUCAUUAAUCUAAUUACCUUAGAAAGAACGGUCCUGGCCUCAUCUCUUACCCAGUGCAAGUGUGAGGUUCCUUAGGGGUCAUCCAGCUCUAGGAUAGAGAAGUCUUCAUCCUUCCUAUUAACAUUCUUGCUUGAAGGUAAAUGUAAGUUAACCAAGAUCUUCGAAUUUGAUCUACUUGUUAAUACCAUAAUUAGUUUUCAGUGGGAUUUCCAUUUCUAGAACCAUGGCUUUUAUUUUGUUUUGUUUUUGUGUUUGUUUUUCCCCGUGCUGACUGCCCACCUGUCGAUCUGGCGCUGAGAACAAGCCAGGCUUUCAUCCCUGUGCAGCAGCUGCAGAUCGGCCCUGAGGGAACAGCGGCUCUCAGAAGCCCCAGAAAGGCCUAUGGGAAUGGAGGGGGGUAAAUGCUCGUCUUAGGUCUGGCUCUGAGGAUGUGACUUUCGAUCAUCUAUUUUUCUCCCUGUAAUAAUAUGUGCUUCAAUCCUUAACUUUAUACAUCUUCUACUGCUCUGUACACUUCAAGAAUAACACAUAUUUCUGCUUGUAUUUAUAGCCUGUCUCAUAUUUCUUCUGUAACCCUGAAGUCAGACAAGUAUGACAUGUGGAUGCAGUCAUAAAGCGACUUAAUUUUUGUCUUCUAGUUUCUCUUUAAAAUGUCUCUGUGGGACAAAUUGUUUCCCUGCCUGUGGCUGAACUCAGUCAGGUGCCAAGACUUUUAUGGACCCUCUUGUGUGUCAAAACCCAUCCUCAGUACAGUUGUUAAAAAGUUCUGUCCAAAGUGAUAUUCAAAACUUUUAAAGCUGUGUCUCCUUUCCUUUUUUGUUUUUUUUUUUUAGCUUGGGCUGCUGCCAGUAGGAACCCUUUAGCUGGGGAAUGAAAGCAGAGUCACCUUCUUCUUUCCUCUUGUCUUCUACUUGGGUUCAUUGCCAGCCUCUACACCUGUGCCCCCAGUUGGGCAACUGUUUUUUGGCCCCGGUGGGAUUAGAGCAUGAAGAGGUAGGGAAGAAAAAGACGCUAAGAAAAUUGUUACUUGUGUGAUACUGCCAUGAUUAAGAUGAUACUUCCGCUUGUGGGGCACUUUCAAGGGUCUUUCAGAAAGCUUACCCUCAUCACUGGGCAUCUAUCUGUACCCUGCAGUUCUCUUAAUGGGGUCAAAUGCAUCUCUCUUUUGCUUGGUUCUUUGCUUUUCCUUGGCCCCUAGAAACCUAACAAUAUCCUCAGCUUCCCUUGGCUGAAGUCUCUUUUCCCACCAGAUUUUCCUCUUAGAAGGACCCAAAAUGACCCUACACAUCUUUCUUGAGUGGCCCACGUCUGCUCCAUGGAAAAUCCUCAUGCAUUUUUUUACCUUGAGAAAUCUUGGGGGAAAGGGACAAGUUGUCCCCAACCCAACAAUUCUUCCUUUGCUCUGCUGUCUGCUGACAAGUUCAGCCAUCUCUUGCCCUUUAGAUUCCAGGUGGGAUUCAGACACAAGCACUCUGUGCCCUCUGAUAUGUUAAACUCAUUGGUGGUCUCCGCAAAGCCCCUUUAUUUUGACUGGAGGUUUAGGAGGUGGGGCUCACAGCUCAGCCCUCUUUGAAGAAAUCCUUCCCAAUCGUCUACUCCUGACUCUUUUAUACACUCAUGUGUGAAAGUCUUAAGAGUUGUCUAACCUACUUUCUUUGUAAAUUCUUGAUCUAGUUCCUCUGUUUGAAGUUUGCUAGCUAUUUUGCCUCAGAUGAAAUGUCUACUUUAACAUCUGUAAUAAGAUGUCACUUGUUUAUUCAACCUGCAUUAAACUCCCACUAGACCAGUGCUGUCCAAUAGAAAUAUAAUGCAAGCCAGACACAUAAUUUAACAUUUUCUAACAGUUAGAUUAAAAAACAAGAGACAAGUGAAAAUAAUUUUAAUGAUAAUCUUGUUUAACCCAAUAUAUCCAAAAUGUUAUUAUUUCAAUAUGAAAUCAAUAUUAAAAAAAAUUUAAUGAGAUAUUUUACAGUCUUGUUUUGAACUAAGUCUUUGAAAUCUGGAGUUUAUACUUGCUGCACAUUCCAAUUUGGACCAGCCACAUACCAAGUGCUCAGUGGCCCCAAGUAUCUGCUGGCUACUGUCAUAGACAGCAUGGCAGUGGACUGUAAGCUUUCCAGUGAAGACUGGUAUUCUUCUUGGUCAUUACUAUAUACCACAGUGCUUGGCAUAUAGUUAGCACUGGAUAUUUGUUAAAUUGAACAGAAAUAUAAUAGAAUGAAGAACUUAUCAAGGGAGCUGUUCAUCAGCUUUCCACAGCACGUAUAGUCUAAAUCAUUCAAUUCUGCCUACAUUUCAUUUGCCCACAUAGUUUUUAAUUCAUUUAUUCCACCAAGCAUUUACCCUUCAUAAAGGCAGAGGUGUCUUUGUCUUGUCCCCACGAUCCAUCACUAUUCCUAGUAUUGUAAUAUGGAGAUUGAUGGAGUCAGCAAAUAUUUAUUUGGUGUCCAUGCUGGGCCAAUUUUUUUAGGCGCUGGGGAUCCUGUGUUGAGUAAUGUCUCUGUCCUUGGGGAGCUCACAGACAGUAAAAAGCCACAAGGGCUAUGAAGGAAAGAACUGGGGUAAUGUGAUAGGGUGUGACUGGGGAUGGGGGAGUAAGGGAGUAGGAAGGAGAAGUUGCCAGUCCUUUGAAGAGCUAGGGGAAGGGCAAUCUGAUUGCAUCUUCCCACAGCCCUACAAGCUGUCUCCUUUUCAGCUAUAUUGGCCUUUCAUUUUCUCUAACAUUCAAAUUCAUUUCUUUUAACUUCGUUUCCUGUUCCUGUGUUUCUGUCUUCCUUGCUCUUCUUUAGCUGCUGUCUUCUCACGUCUUGGCUCAAAGGCCAUCUCCUCUAUGUGAACUGCUCUGACCACCCUGUCUAUAGGGCGUGUUACCUUAGACACGUGAUGUCAUAUCACCACAUUUUAUUUAUUGUCAUAAACUAAAAUGACCUUGUUUAUUCAUCUGUUGUCUCUCACACCAUAAGGAAAACUCUAAGAAAUUAGGGACUUUGUUUUCAUAAUUGCUAUAUUCUAGUGGCUAGAAAGGUGCCUCUCUGACAAAUGUAUGACCCCAUAAUUAGUGAUCAAUAAAUAUUUAUUGAGUGAAUGAAUGAAUGAAUGAAUGAAUGUCAAGAGUUAGUUAAAGUCUUUGGGAGCUGUUCCAAGGCAGGGUUUGAAUGAGGCCACAAUCUAAAGUCUGGCAAGAACUGCACUAUUUAAAAAAAAUUUUUAAGUUUAUUUAUUUAUUUUUGAGAGACAGAGGCAGAGAGAGUGAGCAGGGGAGGGACAGAGAGAGAGAGGAAGAGAGAAUCCCAAGCAGGCACUGCAAUGUCAGCACAGAGCCUGAUAUGGGGCUCAAACUCAUGAACCAUGGAGAUCAUGAUCUGAGCCAAAACCAGGAGUCCCACACUUAACCAACUAAACCAUGCAGGCGUCCCCCACAUUACUUUAAAAAAAGAUUUUAGGGGUGCCUGGGUGGCUCAGUCGGUUGAGCAUCCGACUUCGGCUCAGGUCAUGAUCUCACAGCCUGUGAGUUCAAGCCCCACGUCGGGCUCUGUGCUGACAGCGCAGAGCCUGGAGCCUGCUUCAGAUUCUGUGUCUCCCUCUCUCUCUGCCCCUCCCCUGCUCAUGCUGUGUCUCUCUCUCUCUGUGUCAAAAAUAAAUGAACAGUAAAAAAAAAUCUAUUAAAAAAAUAAAUAAAAAUAAAAAGAUUUUAUUUGUAAGUAAUCUCUACACCCAGUGCAGGGCUGGAACCCACAACCCCAAGAUCAAGAGCUGGCAUGCUCUAUGGACUGAGCCAGCCAGGCCCCCAGAACCGUACUAUUCUUAUCUGUGGUCUCUGAGAAGGAAGAUGGGGUUAAUGCAUAUAGAAGUUAUUCUUUUGGACUGUCUUGGGUUCUGGUUCUGCCUCCUUUGAAAAUCUACAGUUAUGGACCAUCCUACUGAGUAAAUGGACAUAAACUUUUGCAUGUAACUUAGGGGAGUUCAUGGACAUUUUACCUGAAGAGGUAAAAUUGACCCCAAGUUACAAAUUUCUGUGGAGGGGCGCCUGGGUGGCUCGUCAGUUGAGCCUCCGACUUCGGCUCAGGUCAUGAUCUCGCGGUUUGUGAGUUCGAGCCACGUGUUGGGCUCUGUGCUGACGGCUCGGAGCCUGGAGCCGGCUUUGGAUUCUAUGUCUCCUUCUGUCUCUUCCCAUCCCCCGCUUGUGCUCUGUCUCUCUUUGUCUCUCAAAAAUAAAUAAAUAAAUAAAUGUAAAAAAAAUUUUUAAAAAUUCUGUGAAAAUGAGAACUCUCACAGUAACACAGAGAGACAAAUGUUUUAAUGAGAUACUGCAUGAAUUACAUUUAAAGAGCUAGGACAAGUGCCUGCCGAAGGAUGCCUUUAGGGAGAGGUGUCCGAAGAAUUCCUGAAAAUGAAAUUCUUUCCUACCAAGUAGUGCGGCCUGGCAGUUGCUAUGGACGCUUGCCUGCUCCAAUCAUGUUUCAGCUUGCUAGACCGUGCAGCGCUCUGUCGUUGCUGUGGCAACGGAUGGCAACAACUCGGCCCAGACUGCUGGAGGAGAGCAGGCUGCUUGGAGCUGGUACAGACGGACUCCUUGGCUGCGGCGUCUGUGAAUGAAAGAAAGAACUAAAGAUGGCGGGUAGAAGACUCGAGGAGUCCAUGGGGGCUGUUCAGAUGGGGUUAGUCAGAAUGCUGAAAGGGUUCCAAAGCAAGGUUUUGCCACCCUUAAAUCCAAAGUUGGUUACAAAAGAAGAAGUAAAUCGAAUGCUGACACCCUCGGAGUUCCUGAAGGAAAUGUCCCUCACCACAGAGCAGAGACUGGCUAACACACGUUUGAUGUGCCGACCACAGAUCAUCGAACUUUUAGAUAUGGGGGAAACAACACAUCAAAAGUUUUCAGGAAUUGACCUGGAUCAGGCAUUAUUCCAGCCCUUUCCAUCAGAAAUUGUGUUUCAGAACUAUACUCCCUGUGAAGUCUAUGAAGUUCCACUGGUUUUGAGAAACAAUGACAAAAUUCCAAGGAUGGUGAAAGUUGUUGAGGAAAGUUCACCUUACUUUAAAGUAAUCAGCCCCAAAGACAUUGGCCACAAAGUAGCUCCAGGAGUGCCGUCCAUAUUCCGAAUCCUCUUCACUCCAGAGGAGAACAAGGAUUAUGCCCAUAUGUUGACCUGCAUAACUGAAAGAGAAAAGUUUAUUGUACCCAUCAAAGCUAGAGGUGCACGAGCCAUCCUAGAUUUUCCUGACAAGCUGAAUUUUUCCACUUGCCCUGUCAAAUACAGCACUCAGAAGAUUCUGCUGGUACGAAACAUUGGCAACAAAGAUGCUGUGUUUCGCAUCAAAACUCAUAGGCCUUUCUCCGUAGAGCCACCUGUUGGAACUCUUAAUGUGGGAGAGUCCAUGCAACUGGAAGUGGACUUUGAGCCACAGACUGUGGGCAAUCACAGCAAAAGACUUAUUGUGCAUUAUGACACAGGUGAAAAAAUAUUUCUAUCUCUUUAUGGAGCUGCCAUAGACAUGAAUAUAAGGCUGGACAGGAAUUCCUUGAUCACUGAAAAAACCUACAUAUCUCUGGCCAGUCAGCGAACUGUAACUAUUCACAACCGCAGUAACAUCAUUGCCCAUUUCCAGUGGAAGAUAUUUGCUACCCAGGAAGAGGAAGACAGAGAAAAGUAUAGGGUCUGUGAUGAUCUGAGCAAAGAGGAAAAGAAUGAGACUGAUGAAUUUCUUGAAGAGUGCGUUAUUGAUCCUUCACUCCGAGAACGUCUUUCCAUUUUGUCCCACACCUUUGAGAAUCAGAGGAAGCUGGUUCAGGAAGACAGCAUGCUCUUCUUGAGUACCAUUUUCACUAUUGAGCCACUGGAAGGUGAUGUCUGGCCUAACUCAUCAGCUGAAAUCACUGUGUACUUUAAUCCCCUGGAAGCCAAGCUCUAUCAGCAGACAGUUUACUGUGACAUUUCAGGCCGAGAGAUCCGUCUGCCCCUCCGAAUCAAAGGUGAAGGAAUGGGGCCAAAGAUUCACUUCAAUCUUGAACUGCUGGACAUUGGAAAAGUUUUCGUUGGAUCUGUACAUUGUUAUGAGGCAAUACUCUCCAACAAAGGCAGCAUUGAUGCUCUCUUCAGCGUGGGCCCUCCAACUUCGGCUUUGGGGGCCUGCUUUGUUUUCAGCCCCAAGGAAGGCAUCAUCGAACCAAGUGGAGUCCAGGCAGUCCAGAUCUCCUUCAGUUCUUCCAUUCUGGGGCACUUUGAAGAAGAGUUCCUGGUCAAUGUCAAUGGGUCCCCUGAGCCUGUGAAACUGACCAUUAGAGGCUGUGUCAUUGGACCUACCUUCCACUUUAAUGUUCCUGCUCUGCACUUUGGCGAUGUUUCCUUUGGUUUCCCUCAUACCUUGAUAUGUUCCCUCAAUAAUACCUCCUUAGUCCCCAUGACCUUCAAACUGCGCGUCCCUGGAGAUGGCGAUGGCCAUAAAAGCAUUUCAAGUUGUGAGCGGUAUUCAGACAACAAAAUACCAUUUUGGAACAAGGACGAAAGACCCGUAAUGAAACCAAAAGAAUUCACCAUCACUCCCAGCAGUGGCACCAUUCGCCCCCAAGGAUUUGCUGCUAUCAGGGUGACCUUAUGCUCCAACACCGUGCAGAAAUAUGAGCUGGCCCUGGUGGUGGACGUGGAGGGCAUCGGGGAAGAAGUGCUGGCGCUCCUAAUCACAGCCAGGUGUAUUGUACCUACGCUCCACAUGGUGAACACAGAGGUGGACUUUGGGCGCUGCUUCCUGAAGUACCCCUAUGAGAAAACGGUCCAGCUUGUCAAUCACGAUGACCUCCCAGGAUGCUAUGAGGUUCUACCUCAGGUACAUGAAGACAUGCCGGCCGUGUUACUCUCCAGUCCCACCCCAUGUGGAGUCAUCCCCCCACACAGCACCAUUCACAUACCUCUGGCCCUGGAGACCCAGGUCACUGGGGAAUAUAGGUCCAUAGUUUACAUCUCAACCUUUGGGAGCCCGGACCCCCCUAUGGUAUGUCACUUAAAGAGCAUCGGAGAAGGCCCAGUUAUCUAUGUACAUCCCACUCAAGUUGAUUUUGGCAAUAUCUACGUCCUGAAGGACUCCUCGAGGAUUCUCAACCUAUCUAACCAGUCCUUCAUCCCCGCGUUAUUUCAGGCACGCAUGGCACACAAAAAAUCCCUUUGGACAAUUGAACCCAAUGAAGGCAUGGUUCCCCCGGAAACUGAUUUUCAGCUGAUGCUGACAGCCAACCUGAAUGACAUACUGACUUUCAAAGACACAGUUAUUUUGAGCAUAGAAAAUAGCAACACCUACCGGAUUCCUGUCCAGGCUUCAGGAGUUGGUUCCACCAUUGUUUCAGAUAAGCCCUUUGCUCCAGAGCUCAAUUUGGGAGCACAUUUCAGCCUGGACACCUAUUAUUACCGCUUCAAGUUGACCAACAAGGGACGUCGGGUCCAACAGUUGUUCUGGAUGAACGAAGAUUUCCAUCCACAGAACAAGCUGAGCAAGAAGGGCCUGGCUAAGAAGGGACUUGCUAAGAGCCAGCCCCGACCCCAGCACUUCCAGGAGCCCGGGGCCCCACACACCCCCGUGUUUCAGAUCCACCCAGUCAGAAUGGAGCUGUACCCAGACCAGACGAUCGAUGUGAUACUUGAAGGCUAUUCUGCUACUCCCAGGAUAGUCAAAGAAAAGCUGGUGUGCCAUGCCAUCAUCGGGGCACAGAAGGGGAAGAGCUUGCUGAUGACUGUGAAUAUCAUCUGUGAGUUUAUAGCGCCACUUAUCCAGCUCUCCACCAAACAGCUCAUAUACCGACUGGAGAAGAAACCAAACACUGUCCUGGAACCUGAUUACCAGCCGUUGGUCAUGAAGAACAUUUCCACCCUGCCAGUGAAUGUGUUGCUCUCCACAAGCAGACCCUUCUGUAUCUGCGAGACUGAUAAAUCUCCACUGCCAUUAACUCCUGAGCCUAUCAAACUGGAGAUUGAUGGAGAAAAAAACUUGCUGGUCAAAUUUGACCCUUCCUAUAGAAAUGACUUGAACAAUUGGGUAGCAGAAGAAAUUCUAGCAAUCAAGUAUGUAGAGCACCCUCAAGUAGACAGCCUGAGACUGCGUGGAGAAGUGAACUACCCCAACCUCAGCUUUGAGACCAUGGAGCUGGAUUUUGGCUGCAUCCUGAAUGAUACAGAGGUGAUCCGAUAUAUAACUAUCACCAAUUGCAGCUCCUUGGUUGUGAAGUUCCGCUGGUUCUUCCUGGUAGACAACGAGGAAAAUCAGAUAAGGUUUGUGCCACAGCCAAGGAAGCCCACCAGUGCCCCCCUGUCCCAGGUGGAAUCCAUCCCAGUGACCUCAGCUUCUGCCAGCUCUCCAGCAAUGCCAGUAACAGAGUCCCCUGAGAUGGAGCUAAAUGGUUUUGUUAAGACUAUCCUCAUGGAUGAAGAUGUCAGGCCUGAAGAAGGACAAUACAGAAAAGCACAAGCACCCAUCAUGAUCAUCUCCGAUGGAUUAAGUUUUAACUCUGCUGAAACUGAAAGAAUAAACCCAAACCAGAGCCAGGUGGAGUUUCAGGAACCCCCAUGGAGCUUUGAACGGGAAGAAAUGCUUCCCAUUGGGGUAGAAGAAGUGUUUGAUAUCCUGCCCCUAUAUGGAGUGCUGAAGCCGCAUAGUAGCCACCAGAUAUCGUUCACCUUCUACGGACACUGUGACAUCAUUGCACAGGCUAAAGCCCUGUGUGAAGUAGAAGGAGGGCCCACCUAUGAGAUCAUGCUGAGGGGAGAGGCAUCCCUGGUCAACUACUCCUUUGACACCAAGGAUAUUAACUAUGGAUUACAGCUGUUUGACCACGUCACAGAGAAUGAAAUCACGCUGAAGAACACUGGGAAAGUUGGCUUUGAGUUCAAGGUUCUGACUGACCCCCUGUCUUCGCCAGACAACCUUCUGCCUGGAGUGCCCCUAAUCGUGCCCAUCUCAGGUUUUAUCAGUGCACAUAAAGAGCAGGUAUUGAAGGUUUACUACUUACCUGGAGUACCUGAGAUCUUUCAAAGGAGUUUCCAGAUACAGAUUGCCCACCUGGACCCAGAAAACAUCACUCUGCGUGGUGAGGGAAUCUUUCCCCGAAUCAGCCUCGAUCUCCCCAGGAAACUUCAAGGAAAUGAAAAGUAUGAAACCUUCUUGAAUCAGGCCAGAAAAAACCUAGAAAAAGAGUACAACUAUGAAACACUUGACCACUUAGAGAUAACUGAGGAAUUGCCUGAGGAUGAAUCUUCUGAGUUAAGUGCUCAGCUCCAGAUGGAAGUAGAGCGACUUAUAGUCCAAGGCUAUUCCAUAGAACAUCAGAAAACAAUUAUCCCUGAUUCCACAGAUGACGUCAGCUACCGGAGUCGUCGCAGACUAGCCAAAGUCCAGCUGCCAGAGUAUAUCCUGGACUUUGGCUACAUCAUCCUUGGUGACAUCCGAACACACAUCAUCAAGAUCACCAACACCAGUCACUUCCCAGUGUCCUUCCAUGCAGAAAAGCGCAUCCUUCAUGACACAGGUUUCAGUACUGAGUUAGAUCGUGUAAAGAAUCUGCCUUACUGUGAAACGGAAACAUUCGAAGUGAAAUUUGACCCACAAGGGGCCAGUCUCUCAGUUGGAAACAAAGAGGUCAUUCUACCCAUCAAGGUGGUUGGAGGGCCAACAGUUCACAUCUGUCUCCAAGCCAAGGUGACCAUUCCUGCUAUGACACUGUCUUGUGAAAAGGUGCAGUUUGCCACAAUUCAGUGUGGACAGUGCCUCGUGGAGACUAUUCAGUUUUCCAAUCAUCUCCAACUCCCUUGUGAAUGGUUUUUCCUGAGCCAUAAGCCAGUUAGCAAGCUGGAGAAACACAUGCCAAAGUACUUAAGACGGAAACUACGUGCUGAAUUAAAGCCAAAGACACGAAUCUUUGAGAUCCAGCCCACUUCUGGGGUCUUGGAUCCUGACGAGAGGUCCAACGUGCAAGUGAAAUUCAUGCCUAAAGAAGAGAAAUUCUACAGCCAAACCCUGGUUUUCCAGAUUGCCCAGAGUCCUCAAAAGCUUACACUGCUGGUAGAGGGGCAAGGUCUUGAGCCACGGUUGGAAUUUAGUCCCUCUUUUCUGGAGCUGGGGCCACUGCUGCCUUAUGCACCUGGAGACGAGGCUGAGGUGGUGGUAAAGAAUCCCUGCAACUUUCCCAUUGAGUUUUACUCCUUAGAAUUUGACCAACAGUAUCUCCUAGAAGAGAAGAUCUUGCGAAUGCUGAAGGGCUAUGAUUCCUACAACACCCUGCUGCUGCCUCCCCGUGUUCCGGGGGAAAAGCUACCCCCAGAGGUUUAUGAGUACUUUAAGGAGAUGAAGCGGUCCAAAGAGGAACAGAUGAAGGCGAAGUUUCUGGAGAGUCUGGCCCAGGAAAACGAAGAGGAAGAUAUGCCCUCAUCAGAACAAGGCACCUCUGGCAGUACAAAGAGGACCUCACUGGGCCACGGGAUCUCUGUCACAUCCAACCCUGAAGAACGGCACAUUCCCCUGGUCGAGUCCAAGACCUACCCAGAUGAAGAGGAGGAUGAAGAAAGCCUGGAAAAAAUAAUGUUUCAAACUGACAAGAUACAGAGUGUUGACAGCCACUUGACUGAAGAGGUUGGAGAAGUAGAGAACAACCCAGUGAGCCAGGCGAUCGCGCGCCACCUGGGCAUUGAUAUUUCUGCAGAAGGUCGCAUGGCCAAGAACAGGAAGGGCAUCGCCAUUAUCAUCCACGGGACACCCUUGUCGGGGAAAUCAGCCACUGCAGUCAGCAUGGCCAGGUACUACAAUGCAGCCUGCUUGAACAUCGACUCCAUCGUGCUUGAAGCGAUCUCUGAUGGCAGCAACAUCCCGGGGAUCCGGGCCCGUGAGCUCUGUAUCAGAGCAGCCAUAGAGCAGUCCAUGAAGGAAGGAGAAGAGUCUGCCCAGGAGGCUGCUUCAGGCCAAACUGCUGUGGGACAGACACAUCUGAGCAGUGAGACCCUGGGCAAGUUUACCUCAGAAUCUACCCUGUCCCCUGAAACGAAAUCGGCGAAGACCAUGCGUGGGAGCAUGAUGAUUGCCAAAAGCAAGGCGGAGAGCCAUGGCUCUGGGUCUCAGAAGCAGCACCACCAGCAUGCGUCCGAAACGCCACAGAUUUCCUCCAGCCCUCUCCCUUCGGGGCCCGCACAGCGCCGGCUCAGUGUCAGCCCCAGUAUCGGAGGUGAGACCGGGCUCGUGAGCUGUGUGCUCCCUGAGGACCUAUUCACCCAGAUCCUGGCUGAUCGCAUACAGCUGAGUGACUGCUUCCGCGGAGUGGUGUUUGAUAGCGUUGAGACCCUCUUUGCUCGGAACCCGGCUAUGGCUCUCCUCUGCCUGCUGAAGGCCAUCGGCAACCGGGAGCACAUCUACGUAAUCAACAUGGCCCAGGAUUACACAGUCAUGAAGGCCCAAGAGAAAGCCAAAAAGGAGCAAGAAGAGAGCAAACGCAGGGAGGCACUUCAGAAAGAGAAGGAGCGUCUCCAAAAUAUGGAUGAGGAAGAAUAUGAUGCCAUGACAGAGGAGGAGAAAAUCAUGUUCAAUCGAGAGGUUCGGCAGGCCCUCCGGGAAAGGAAGAAGAGGGAGCUGGAGAGGCUGGCAAGGGAGAUGCAUGAAAAGAAGUUACAGCAGGAGCUUGAGCGGCAAAAGGAAGAAGAUGAGCUAAAACGGAAGGUCAAAAGGCCAAAGCAAGGACCAGUAAAGGAGGAACCUCUCACAAAGAAAUCUCAAACAGCAAACCGGCAGAUUCUUACUUUUUCCAAACUAGAUGUCAAGAUGGAUGCAGUAGAAAGGAAAGUAUCCAUCAGGGAGCAGUUAACCGAGAAGGAGGACCUGACAAAGAAGAGAAGGAACCAACUGGCAGACCCUCACGUGGUUGGGUCUCCCCUUGUCCAGGAGCCAGAGGACAGUGAGGGGGACCUCCUGAAGGAUGCUGACAAGCACCUGGCCCACAAGUUUAAGACCUAUGAGCUGACUCUCAAGGAUGUUCAGAACAUCCUCAUGUACUGGGACCGGAAGCAAGGCAUUCUGCUGCAACACAUGGGCACCGAGGACAUACCCCACGAGGCUGAUGACCAGCGCCAGGUUCCUUCGGGUGGGCGCCGAGGCCGCAAGGACCGGGAGAGGGAGCGUGCAGAGAAGGAGAGAGCCGAGAAGGAGCGCCAGGAGCGGGAGAAGGCUGAGAGGGAGCGUCUGGAGAAGCUCCGGGCUCUGGAGGAGCGGAGCGAUGGAGGAGAGGCUGAUGGGGAGGAGGACCAUGAGGGGAAGAAGGAUCUAGGCGUGCCAUUAAUAGACAUCCAGACACCUGACCUGGAAGGCUUGAACUGGAAGCAGGCCCUGGACAAUGACAGGCUUCCCAAAGGGGAUCAGAUCCUGGACAUGUUGGGUCUGGGCUCCUCUGGCCCACCCAUCCCACCUCCGGCCUUAUUCUCAAUCAUCUCCCACCCCCUGAAGCGGCUGCCUCCGGCCACAACAGAAAUCCUGAAGCAUUUUGUGUUUGUGAUCCCACCACCUGAAGAGCUCUCCCUGCAGGAGGAGAAAAGAGAAGGGGAAGCAGAACCAGAGCUUUCAAGCACUGUGAGCUCUGCGAAGGCGCAGGAGGAGCAGACCACCUCCUCCAAGGGGAGCAGACAGAAACUGAAAGAAAAGGCAGAUCAGGUCCGAGACACUCAGAAGGACAAACGUCGCAUGGCCUUCAGCAGGAAGGUCUUUUCUGGGGCAACGUCUGGAGCCAUUGCCCCCCUGUCAGACACGGAGCAGAACAGCCUCUCUGGGCAGUUGUCUCAGGAGAAGUUUACCAGGCUGAACCAUUUCCGGUGGAUCGUGCCAGCCAACGGUGAGGUGGCCUUACGAAUACACUUCUCUUCUGCUGACCUUGGGAACUUUGACCAGACAUUUAACUUUGAGAUCCUUGGGACUCACCGCCAGUACCAGCUUUACUGCCGAGGCGUGUGCAGUUACCCGUACAUCUGCCAAGACCCAAAAGUGGUAUUUCCUGAGUGGAAGACAGACAUGAAGACAAAUGAGGUCAUCUUUAAGAAGUAUAUUAUGAGCAUGGAGAGGUUUUACUUCGGGCCACUGCUUUGUGGAAAAUCAAGAGAUAAGUACAAGUCAUCCUUGUUCCCAGGCAACAUGGAAACAUUGACAAUCCUGAACAAUUCGCCAAUGGUUGCAGAGGUGUUCUUCUGCUUUCAGAAUGAUGUCAAAGCAAACACCUACUUCCUGGAGCCCAUCAACAUGGUUCUGAAACCCAAUGAGAAGCAGAUGCUGAACAUAUGGGCCUACCCUACUGCAGUUGGUGUCUUUGACGACUGCAUUGUCUGCUGCAUCAAGGAGAACCCAGAGCCAGCGGUCUUCAAAUUAAGCUGCCAAGGGGUCCGCCCAGAACUAGAGCUGGAACCCAGGCAAUUGCAUUUUGAUCGGCUCUUGCUGCACAGAAAAGAAUCCAAGGUAGUUCUUCUCCGUAACGUCACACCCCUGCCCGUGGCCUGGCGGGUCACCAGCCUGGAGCACCUGGGUGAUGACUUCACUGUGUCCACCAUGCAGGGGACCAUCCCCCCCAAGGCUGAGUACAGCCUUCAGGUGCACUUCCUGCCCUCCAAACCUGUCAACAUCAAGAGGGUGAUCCGGUUGGAGGUUUUAGAUGCAGACAAUCUUGUUGGUGUUGUUCAGAUUGAAAACAUCAUGGUCUUUGCAGAGUCUUACGACGUUGCCUUGGACAUCACCUUUCCCAAAGGAGCUGAAGGAGGCCUCGAUUUCGGGAUUGUGAAGGUCAUGGAAGAGGUGAAGCAGCCCCUGCAGCUGAAGAACCGUGGGAAAUAUGAGAUCAUGUUCAGCUUUUCUGUGGACUCCUUAGGGAUUUUGGCAACCAAUGUAAAUUCCAUGAUCUCAGUCCUACCCAAAAAGGGCUCACUGACCACAAUGGAAAAGCCCACAAAUGUCCAGGUGUCGUUUCGUGCAAAAAAGGAAGUGAAGAUUGAGCACCAGCCAAUUCUGCGCUGUCAGAUUAUUGAGCCCAACAUCACAGAAGGGGGUGAAAUCAUUGCCAGCAUCCCAAUUAAGUUUUCUGUGAAUGCAGUGUACUCCAAAUACAACAUCAGCCCCUCCUCCAUCAUCAACUUUGGAGCUUUGAUCUGUGGCACUCGGAGAAGCACCACCUUCACCAUAGAAAAUCAAGGUGUUACUGACUUCAGAUACGCCCUUUAUAGGCUGAUGGGGGAGAGCCCCAUUCAUCAAAAGAAAAUAACCAGCCAUGUUAGACAUGCAAGAUCGCGGGAAAGCUUCUACAAGACUGGCCCUUCCAAAGCAACCAAGCUCUCUGAUACUGUUCAGAAAGAAAUAAACAUCACAAACCAGGCUCGCUUCACCCACGGCAUGUUCACCAUCUACCCUGGGUUCGGCUCCAUCCCUUCCGGAGGAACCCAGGUUAUCACUGUCGAUUGUGUGGCUGACCCCGUGGGAAGAUGUGAGGAAUUCAUAGCUAUCGAUAUAUCUGACCGAGACCCAAGAGAUCAGCCUGGCGGCAUUCCUUACAGCCUGUUGGCAGAAGCCUGUCUACCAGCCUUCGUGACUGACAACAGUGCCUUGAUAUUUGAGGAGCACAAGAUUUGUAACAGCGCUAGCCUGCUCAGUGUCCUACAGACCAUAGAGAGUGGGGGGCUGUUUGUGGAGGAUGAGAACAAGUUCAUUUUCUGCAACGUCCUGGUGGGUCAUCAGGCCAAGGCUCGGUUCAAGAUCAGCAAUGUGGGAAAGAUCGCCUGUGAUGUGAACAUUGUAGUUAAGCCCAUCUCCAACAAGCUCAUUGCCCGAAUCGUUGACAUUUUUGAUGUGGAACCCAAUAAGAUGUGUGUUGCCAGCCGCUCACAUGCCUUUGCCACGGUGACCUUUACCCCGCAGACCAUGCAGACCUACCAGUGUAUCUUCGAGGCUACCUUGGAUGGCUUGCCUAGCAAUCUGACCAAGAACCGAAGCCUUGUGUUUGAUAUCGUCGGGGAAGGGAACCUCCCGCGGGUGACGGUAGUGCGACCAGUUCUCUACAACCAAAAUGGAAACCCCUUGCUCCUCUUUAAGAGGCUUCUGCUUGGUCAGUCAGAGAAGCUGCCUCUCAUCCUCAAGAACAAUGGCACCAUCCCUGCCCAGCUGCAUGUUGACCUGAGGGACCAACUAGGAGUCUUCUCUCUGAAAGGGUGGCCCACCACCUCCUACAUCUACAUCACAGAGGAAAACAAACCACAUGCAAAAGCAAAGAAAGCUCACACGGCCUCCCUGGUGGUUCUUCCUGGAGACACAGCUGGAUUUGAUGUCAUUUUCCAGUCCCAAAGUGUUGGGAGAAUGACAGGCAUCAUCCACUUGUCAGUGAUCAACAAUCAGUAUGAGGAGACGAACAUCCACAUGGUGGGAGAGGGUUAUGAGGAUGACAUCACCUUGGACAACAUCCAUGGGCUGCUGGUUUCCAGCAGCCAUGAAGCCCCAGAGAUCUCUGAGGUCAUCGAGGAAACUACUGUGGAAGACUUGAUAACAGCUGCUCUGGUGGACCACAUCCAGUUUGGAGAUUGCCACAUCGGAAACAGCUAUAAUGUGAGCUUCACAGUGACUAAUCACAGCCAAGCGAAUGUCAUACGGUUUGAAUGGCCCCUUUUAGCUACAGUUUGCUUUUCCCCACAGAUCGGCCACCUUCACCCUGGGUGUGCUAAGGACAUAGUAGUGACCAUGAAGUCCGAAGUGCCCAUCAAUCUGAAGAAGAUGGGGGUCAAGUGCAAGCUCUCCAGAAUCACGUUUCAGCUCCCUGCAGACCAGGUCCCUGAUUGGGAUGACCGCAUGCGCACAGUCAAGUGGGUGGAUGUGCUCAGAAACACACCCGGUUCUUUCGCUGCAAAACGAAAGGUGAUAGAGACGGAUCCUGAGCCUGUUCACUCAGUAGUAGAAGAAAACUACCGAGAACUGCAUCUUCAGAUCAGUGCCAAUGUGAAUUUUGCUUCAUAUCAAUGCGAAACAAGCAAUGUGCACUUUAAAGAAACACUGGUUUACCAGACCCGAGUAUUUGAGUUUGAACUGACUAAUUCAGGAAAUGUGCAGCUGGAAUUCAAUUGGGUCUCAGAAGAGACUGCAAAGGCUGUCAGCUUUGCAAUGCCAGAUAACCAAGGUUCUUCUCAAAAAGACCAAUUUAGCCAGGGCACGCUGCACACGGUCAGUACUCUGGACAGCGCCAUGGACCACUGGAAUGAAGUUCCCCCCAUGCCCUUCUCUGUGGAGCCUGCCUCAGGCAUUGUGCCUGUGGGCAAAACUCAGAAGCUCAAAGUGAAAUUCUCCCCGCUGGAAGUUGGAGACUUCGAGAGCAAUCUCUUCUGCCAGAUUCCCAACCUGCCACCUGGAGAGCAAGGCCCAGUCCUUUCAGCAAAAGGGCGGAGCCUUUUGCCCUUCUGCCAUUUUGACCUAAAACACUCAGACUAUAUCAGUGGUCAUCGGCGCAACCCAGAUCUCCAAGGACCUUCUGGUGCGGCUCUGGAUUCAAACACCCGGGUGAUUGAGUUCACCAGCGUGGGCAUAGGAGGGAAGAAUAUCCGGACUUUUACAAUCCUGAACCCAACUAAUAGCACCUACUCCUUCUCUUGGAUCUCUGAAGAAACUGAAAGUCUCCAGAACCCUCCAGCCUUCACAUGCCUUACAGAGAAGGGCUUCAUCCACCCUGAAAAGAAAGCGGAGAUUGUCUUCCAGUUCACGCCUUUCCAUCUGGACAUCACAGAAGCCUUCUGGACUUUCUUAAUCCCUGAACACAACAUCACAGUCCCUUUCCUUCUGGUAGGCAAAGCCACCGACCCUCUCAUCAAUCUGGACAAGUCACAUCUCAACUUCAGUUGUCUCCUCAUUGGCAGAGAAGCCAGGGAGACCGUGCAUAUCAUCAACAAGGAGGAGCAGGGGUUCCAUUUUGCCUUCCAAGACAACUCCCGAUAUUCUGAAGGUUUCAGCAACAACCUGGUCAUAUGUCCCAUGGAAGGUUGGAUCCCACCACUGUCCAGGUUCCCAAUUGAUAUUUUCUUCACACCAAAGCAGGAAGGAGAUGUGAACUUUAAUUUGAUCUGCAAUGUGAAAAAGAAAGCCCACCCUCUGACCUUAAAUGUCAAGGCUGAGGGCUACACUAUGAAUGCAGAGGUCAAAUGCAAGGACAGGACUGGCUUGAUUACUCUCCUGACUCCCAACCAGACUACCAUUAUCAACUUCUAUGAGGUGGAGUUGAAUGAAUGUGUUCAGUGUGAACUCAGCUUUAUCAACACUGGAAAGUUCAGCUUCAGCUUCCAGGCAGAGCUAUCUGGCCCCAAAGCCCUGCUGCAGUACUUGGACUUUUCACCCAUUGAUGGCAGUGUGGAUGUGGGGCAGAGUGUGCACGCCACCUUGUCUUUCCAACCACUUAAGAAGUGUGUCUUGAAGGGCCUGGAACUCAGAAUCAAGGUCAGCCACGGCCCAAAGUUUACAUGCAGCAUCUUGGGCUGUGCUGUGAGCCCGGCCGUUCAUUUCUCCUUCACCAGCUACAACUUUGGGACCUGCUUCAUCUACCAAGCUGGCAUGCCCCCGUACAAACAAAUGCUGGUUGUCACCAACAAGGAAGAAACACCCAUGAGCUUAGACUGUCUAUACACCAAUACCGCAUACCUCGAGGUGAACUUCCGUGUUGAUGUGAUAAAGCCAGGAAAGACACUGGAGAUUCCAAUCACCUUUUAUCCUCGAGAAAGUAUCAAUUAUCGAGAACUCAUCCCCUUUGAAAUCAAUGGGCUCUCACAACAAGUAAUUGAAAUCAAAGGGAAAGGCACCGAGAUGAAGAUUUUAGUCCUAGAUCCGGUCAAUAGGAUUGUAAAGUUGGGAGCUGUCCUGCCAGGACAGGUUGUGAAAAAAAUGGUUUCCAUCGUGAACAAUAGCCACGCCCCACUCACUUUUAGCCAGACAGUCCUGUUCUCGAUUCCAGAACUCCAGGAACCCAAGGUCAUCACCUUAAUACCAUCCUACAACAUCACUCUGAAGCCCAAAGAGGUCUGUAAGCUGGAAGUCAUCUUUGCCCCAAAGAAACGCAUCCCUCCCUUCUCUGAGGAGGUGUUCAUGGAAUGCAUGGGGCUUCUGCAUCCUCUCUUCCUCCUUAGCGGCUGUUGCCAGGCCCUGGAGAUCUCCCUGGACCAGGAGCAUCUCCCCUUCGGGCCAGUCGUGUAUCAGACACAAGCCACGCGUCGCAUCCUUAUGUUGAACACGGGUGACGUGGGUGCAAGGUUUAAAUGGGAUGUCAAAAAAUUUGAGCCCCAUUUUUCCAUCAGCCCAGAAGAAGGCUACAUCACUGCAGGCAUGGAGGUCUCUUUUGAAGUGACCUACCAUCCCACUGAGGUGGGCAAGGAGAGUCUCUAUAAAAACUUGCUCUGCUUCAUCCAUGGAGGCAAUCCUCUGAACCUCACCCUAUCUGGAGUCUGCGUGGGACCACCUUCAGUAAGAGAGGUGGUAAAUUUCACCUGCCAGGUACGCUCCAAGCACACUCAGACCAUCAUGCUUUCAAACCGCACCAACCAGACCUGGAACCUGCACCCCAUCUUUGAGGGUGAGCACUGGGAGGGGCCAGAGUUCAUCACCCUGGAGCCCCAUCAGCAAAACAAGCCCUAUGAGAUUACCUACAGACCCCGCACCAUGAACUUGGAGAACCGUAAACAUCAGGGCACCCUCUUCUUUCCCCUCCCAGAUGGGACUGGCUGGCUAUAUAUGCUGCAUGGGACUUCUGAGCUCCCCAAAGCCGUGGCCAGUAUCUACCGUGAAGUACCAUGUAAGACACCCUAUGUUGAACUCCUGCCAAUAACCAACUGGCUUAAUAAGCCCCAGAGAUUCCGGGUCAUUGUGGAAAUGGUGAAACCAGAGAGGCCAGAUCUAAGCGUCACCUUAAAAGGCCUUGAUUACAUUGAUGUACUGUCUGGCUCCAAGAAAGAUUACAGGCUGAACUUCUUUUCCCACAAGGAGGGACUCUACAGUGCAAAGGUGAUCUUCCGAAACGAGGUGACCAAUGAGUUUUUAUACUACAUGGUGGGUUUCAGGGUCAUCCCUUCAGGCGUGAUCAAAACCAUUGAGAUGGUGAGCCCCGUCCGGCAGAGCACAUCAGCCUCCAUCAAGGUGGAGAACCCUCUGCCCUAUACAGUGACCUUCUCCAUGGAAUGCAGGGUCCCUGACAUCAGCCUGCCCUCCCAGUUUGUGGUGCCUGCCAACUCUGAGGGCACAUUCUCGUUUGAAUUCCAGCCCCUGAGAGCCGGAGAAACCUUUGGGAGACUAACACUGCACAACAAUGAUUUGGGUUACUACCUGUAUGAGCUCAAUUUGAAGGCCCUGCCAGCACUGCCUGAAAAGCCCAUCCACUUCCAGACGGUUCUUGGCAGCGGUCAGAGCAUCUUUGCCAAGUUUACCAAUUACACCCGGCAGAAGACAGAAUACUACUGCAGGACUGACUGUCAGGACUUCCACACGGAAAAGAUCAUUAAUGCAGCCCCAGGGGCCCAGGGAGGAACCGAAGUCAGUGUGGAAGUCUAUUUUGAGCCCAGCCACCUGGGUGAGACCAAGGGCAUCCUGAUGCUGUCGUCGAUUGCAGGCGGGGAGUAUAUCAUCCCCCUCUUCGGAAUGGCUCUGCCCCCCAAGCCCCAGGGUCCCUUCCUGAUCCGGGCUGGGUACAACAUAAUCAUCCCCUUCAAGAACGUUUUCUAUCAUGCGGUCACCUUCUCCAUCAUUGUGGAGAACCCAGCCUUCUCUGUUCGUGCUGUAGACUCCAUGCGACCCAAGAAGAUCAACAAUAUCACAGUCUAUUUUGAAGGAAAUCCAUCUGGCAGCAAAACACCUAUCACCAGCAAGCUGAUUGUGUCUUGUCCUCCCAGUGAAGGCAGCGAAGCAGGCAUUAAGUGGGUUUAUUACCUGAAGGGGAUCACCCCUUAGUGGUAACUAAGGUCAGUUGCAUCAGUGAAAAGUCAUUUCCUCAGCCUAGUAUCUAUGUAUUAUUCUAUCCUGGUGAAGCACAGAGAAAAUAAAAUUCUACAGAUAG